GCUCUGGUUGUAUCGUUCCUGCAUUGGUGACUGCAAGGCGGCUUCCCUGCGCAUCCAUCAAAAUACGUAGGUUUCCCUUCAUACCUCGACCUCCUUGCCCACCUCCUCGACGGUCUCGUCUCCCUCCAACUCUCUCUUCUCUGUCGACUUAUCGCUUCACUCUUUCAGCGGUAUCUCGCCUUACGCUCUUUCCGAACUUGUGUCUCUCGUUACCAAUACUUGUCCAUCCGCUUGCGAAACGACGGUGCUCUACAGCAAUUACACUCCUUAAUCACUACUACACGCCCCAGAGUUAUCUGCACGCCCUCGAUACGCCCUAACGACACACAAUAUCACCAAUAUCAUAAUGAUGAACAUCAGCCUUAGCAAGCGCAAUGAGGAUGGCAGCCUCAGCACUACCCACCUCGCACUCCUCGUUACCCUUAUGAUGCUGGUUCUCGUUGGCAUGCUAUGCGUAGGAGGCCUCAUGUUCCUUCGCAGUAUCCGCAGAGCCAGGAAACAAGCCGAGACAGACCCAGAACUCCCAGUCUACGAGAAGCGCCAAUCAAACAUCAACCGCCUGACCAUCACUGCGAUGCCCUACAAGGGCCGCGAGUCCGUCAUCACCUACUCGGAAAAGCAGAACCUCAUGGACAGCCCUACCAGCCCGGUACCCGAGAUCCGCAUCACUUUCCCUGACGAGAUUGACGAGUCUGGCAAGCAACAAUCGGGUCGUGUUGUGGUUGUCCGCGUCGGAGACCACAGCGUUGGACUCGAGCCUGUGCAAGAGGACCUCCCGCCAUACCAACAAGACGCAUCGGACCGCUUCGACUCGCUCGACCUGGAUCGCAUGGGCGGACUGAAGGAGAAGGACGACAAAUACUACUCAUAAACCUCACGACACCACACGUCAAAACCCGGCUAGACCGCCGAUACUUCCGGUCGAGCACCCCUCGGGCACCCCCCAGCCAUUUGGCUACGACCGACUUUACACCUUGAUGACGGCUAUACCGCGCUGACUGUCAGCUUCUCCGUUCCCUG
Molecule: messenger RNA, 1020 nt
Organism: Alternaria alternata
Lineage: Eukaryota; Fungi; Ascomycota; Dothideomycetes; Pleosporales; Pleosporaceae
Exons: 2
Coding region: 347-871 (174 amino acids)
Source: RefSeq, a predicted model, not a curated record